AUGGAUAUUUAUCCAGAGCCUUGCCGGAUAUGUUUAUCCGUGUCCGAAUUUAAUGUAUCUUUAUCCGGUAGGUAUUGUACAAAAAGGAAUAUGAUAGCCAAAAUAUUGUUAUACCUGAAGAUUAUUAUCGCAAAAACGGACAGGCUGAAAACAAUUUGCUACAAAUGUAUGGUAAGCAUUGAACAGAUCGAUGAUUUUAUAACGACCAUAACCCAGUCUCAAAAUAAUUUCGAUAAACAUUAUUCAAGACCAAAGAGCCGUUCACCCAGCAUUAGCGUAACUUCCUUCGCUCAACAAGAAAAUAAUGCCAUUCUCAAAAUGAAACAGUCGAGUCCAUUCUUUUCCUAUUCGCCGCUAAAUAUACUUGUAAAACCAUCGAAUCAUCAGUUUUUGACCUUUGACACUCGUUUACAUAACGUUAAAAUAGAUAAUCAAAAUGAUAAUUUGCAAAUGAAUCCAGAAGCAUCGAAACACCUUUCGGUCGAUAUAUUUGAAUCUCAGUCUGACCACGAGGAUGUGGACUUAAAGCGGCCAGAUUAG
Pieris macdunnoughi is the source of this 540-nucleotide messenger RNA. Lineage: Eukaryota; Metazoa; Arthropoda; Insecta; Lepidoptera; Pieridae. The record is from the annotation of a GenBank genome assembly.